Molecule: messenger RNA, 921 nt
Organism: Closterium sp. Naga37s-1
Lineage: Eukaryota; Viridiplantae; Streptophyta; Zygnematophyceae; Desmidiales; Closteriaceae
Source: the annotation of a GenBank genome assembly
AUGGGUGGGGCGGCUGGGUACGGGUCUAGUGGCGGAUUAAGGGUGAGGUGGCAGAUCUGGCUGGGGCGGCGGGCUACAGGACGCGUGGGGCGCGGGGCAGCAGGGUGCGUUAGCAGCAGGGGGCGCGCGGUAAGCAGGGCGCACGGGGCGAGGGCAGCAGGGCGUGCGGGGCGCGGCAGGGCGCGCGGGGCGCGGGCAGCGCAGGCGCGCGGGCUGGGCAGCUCGCGGGCUGCAGGGCGCGCGGGGCGCAGCAGGGCGCGCGGGGCGCGGACAGCGCAUGUGCGCGGGCUGCAGGGCAGCACGGGCUGCAGGGCGCACGGGCAGGGCGCGUUGGCAGCAAGAGCGCGUGGGCAGCAGGCGACGCGGGCUGCAGGGCGCACGGGCAGCAGGGCGCACGGGUUGCUGGGCGCGCAGGCUGCAGGGCGCGCUGGCAGCAUGGCGCACGUGGGGCGCAGGGCAGCAGAGCGCGCUGGCAGCAGAGGCGCGCGCAUGCAGCAGGGCUCACACGGGCAGCGAGCGACGUGGGCAGCAGAGGCGCGCGCGGGCAGCAGGCAACGCAGGCAGCAGGCGCGCGUGGGCUGUAGGGCGCAUGCGGGGCGCAGGGCAGCGUCGGCCAUGAGACUUAGGAGAGCAGCAGUCAAAUUAUACUUUGGGCAAAAGAAAAACAGUGAUACUCUCUGGCGCAUGCGGGGCGCAGGGCAGCAGGGCGCGCUGGCAGCAGAGGCACGCACGGGCAGCAGGCGACGCGGGCAGCAGAUGAGCGUGCGCAGGCUGCAGGGAGCGCAGGCAGGAGGAAACGCGGGGCGCGGGCAGCGCGAGCAGCUGCGCGCGCGGGUAGCACCUAGGGCAGCGCGUAGGGCAGCGUGUGGGACAGCACGCGAGACAGGGCAGGUGCGAACGCGUGGGGCAGGGUGGCUCUAG